AACAAGUCAUCGAAGCCUCCAAUCGUGUUUCUCCACGGGUUCUUGGGCUCUGGAAAGAACUUCACACUCGUGUCGAAGAAGUUUGCCAAGUUAUGGGGAGUCACCACGUACACCUACGACGCUAGAAACCACGGAAGCUCACCUCAUUGUGUCCCAAUGGACUACCAUUCGUUGACAAGCGACCUCGGCACGCUGUUGAACCAUGAGCGACUGGACAAGGUCACGCUGGUGAGCUACUCCAUGGGCGCAAAGGUUGCAAUGAACUACGCCCUAGCACACCCUUCCAAAGUGGAAAGGAUGGUGUGUAUCGACAACGCACCUGUGGUCAAGCCCAUUGGCGACGAUUUCAAGGCUUACAUCGCGGCUCUGGUGGACAUCUUGCACAAGGACUGGUCCCAUGUCGACCAUAGAGCGCUCCAGAAGAAGCUGCUCCAGGAGAUGAACAAGGUGACGAACGACAAGAACUUGUCGCUGUACCUCCUCGCCAACGUGAAGAAGCACAAGAACAGGUUGGUCUCAAGGAUCCCUCUCGAGGUGAUGAACGACGAGACAAUAACACAGCUCGGCGACUUCCCUCACCACGACAAGCCCGUCAACGUGCCUACGCUGUUCAUAAAGGCCGAGCACUCGCACUUCAUCGACGCUGAUGGCGUCAAGGAGUGCAAGAGGCUGUUCCCGCGUGCAGUGUUUGGCACCGUG
Williopsis jadinii is the source of this 699-nucleotide messenger RNA. Its product is annotated as alpha/beta fold hydrolase. NCBI's taxonomy places the organism in Eukaryota, Fungi, Ascomycota, Saccharomycetes, Phaffomycetales, Wickerhamomycetaceae. The record is from RefSeq and is a predicted model, not a curated record. The annotation marks the transcript as partial. The transcript has a single exon.